This is a messenger RNA of Trypanosoma theileri, 582 nucleotides long. RefSeq lists its product as uncharacterized. Lineage: Eukaryota; Euglenozoa; Kinetoplastea; Trypanosomatida; Trypanosomatidae. The record is from RefSeq and is a predicted model, not a curated record. The transcript has a single exon. Bases 1 to 582 code for a protein of 193 amino acids.
AUGUCCAUGUUGUCGCGCCGUGUGUUGUGUUUGUUGGCCAUUGUGCUCUGCUGUGUGGGUGUGGCUCAUGCUGAUUCUGCUUCUGAACCGUCAGCAGUUAUGAAAAUAUAUGUUGAGCAGGCAAAUAAGUUGGCGGAAGAGACAAAGGAAGCGAAAGAGGAGUGUAAGAAGGCCGGCACGACUGCUCAGCAGGCCGCGAAAGAAGCUCAAUAUUUUGUUGCUACCACUAAUGAGACACUCGACACAAUUGCUGCUCACCCAGAAAAAGUGAACAAAACGAAGAUUCAAUGUCAUGAACUCAUUGAAAAGGCAACGAAGGCUGCAGCUGAAGCAAGAAAACUGGCCAGUAAAACUGGAGAAAUGGCAGAUAAAACUGACGACAAAGUCAGUUUUAUUCAGCUAUACGCAGAAAGAACUAAUCAGUCAAAAACAGCAGAAAUUCAGGAGGUAUUGAAAGUAAUUGAAGAUGCACAAAACGCGGUACUUGACGCUGAAGGACAUAUCGACGCUGCGAGAACUCAUGCUGAAGAAGUGANUGCACCUUGUGGUGUGUCUCACUCUGCAAUUGUGUGGUUCUGGUAA